Messenger RNA from Camelina sativa (false flax), 556 nucleotides. RefSeq lists its product as uncharacterized. The record is from RefSeq and is a predicted model, not a curated record. Lineage: Eukaryota; Viridiplantae; Streptophyta; Magnoliopsida; Brassicales; Brassicaceae.
GUCGGCAACUUUAUAUACAUACAUAAAUAUCUAGAUCAAUAUAUAUAAAAGGUCGCUUUAUCAUAUAUACGAAUCACUAUAGUUUCACAUGCAUCAAAUUCAUUUUUGCUAUUACGAUGGUGAUGUUUCGUAUCUUGAGUUGUUUCAUCAGCUGUACCAAGAUAACGCGGUCGUCUCCGCCGCAGGUGGUCGAAACGGAAAAUAAAAUCUCUCCGUCGCCUCUUCCACCCCAAAGGAUCGAAACGGCCAAGAGACAGCCGCCACCGGGAGUAGUAAACAUUAAAAAGGGUACAACGGUCAAAGAUGGAGGACUUGUUGUUUCAAGGUCGAGUAAGUUCACCAUGAAGAGCUCACGUCGUCGCAAACGCUUUGGUAAUGACGCCGGCAGUUUCGGCGGUUGCGGCGGUGGGUGUGGAGGCGGUGGCUGUUAAUAUGAUUUAAUAAUGAGUAAUUUUCUUGUCUUGAGCGUAUAGUGUAAUUUCUUUACUUUGCACACCUUGUGAUCUUGAAACUCAUAUGAGUAUAUAUAUAUAAUGGAUCAUAUAGGGUGGUGAAA